Rotaria sp. Silwood2 is the source of this 3354-nucleotide messenger RNA. Lineage: Eukaryota; Metazoa; Rotifera; Eurotatoria; Philodinida; Philodinidae. The record is from the annotation of a GenBank genome assembly.
AUGACAUCGAAUGAUUUCUUAGAAGAAACAACGAAAUUAACAAAAAUUCUUAUACAAUCGGCUACUGUUAAUUGUCAAAGUUCUACUGAUCGUAGUGAUCGCAGUGAACGCUAUAUCGCUCCAUUGAAAUGGAUACAAAACGCUUUUACGGUAUUUGAUGUUUUACAACGCUUUCCGGACUUGACUCACUUCAAAGAUCUAAAAGAAAAACAACUUGAUAAACAAAUACAAGAUGCUAUUCGAAAAUUAUUAGAAACCAAAUUAUCAUCAACAGAAAAACAAAAAUCAUUAAAUAGUUGUUCUGGUAAAACAAGAUCGCAAAUUGAUGAAAUAUUUCAAAUAUCUUUCGAUGAAAUACAUAAAGGAUGUGAAAAGCGUUUACAGACGAUUUUCGAAGAAUUAGGUCCAUCAGUUAUAAUUAGAGAACGAUCAACGCAAUUUUUAAAAACACAAGUAUAUGAAGCACGUAAUGCUUGGCGGGACGCUGCGUAUCGUGUUCAUGAUGAAAAUGAACUUAACUUAUUGGUACGUAAUGGUGAGCAAGAUCUUCGUAACUUGAUCGACAAAACAAUUAAAGAAGCUGCUGAAAACGGGACUGAAUUAACAGAAGAAAAAGCACGAAAAAUAUUCAAUGAUAUGUAUAAAAAAAAAAUUAAAAGCAUACAAGAGCAAUUUAAUGCAAAAAUACGUUUGCAAAAUGCGGUCAUUGCAGUCUAUAGUUUAUAUGAUAUAUAUGAAAAGGAAUGUUUACCAACGCUUGAAAAAAUUCUUGAUUAUUUGCCAAUAAUCGAAAAAAUAAGUAACGAUUACUCACCAAAUAGUCUAAUGCAUACUGACGCCAACAGUACAGAUGAUGAAGGUGAAAUCAAUGGCCAAAAAGUACGAAGAUCAAUUCCAUUUAGUGAUGCUAUUGAAAUCAUUAGAAAAGACUUAAGUAGCAUUACUCCUGAAACAAGUAUGAUCGAGACACAACAUUUCACCGCUAAUUUAAGUGCAUCGUAUACAGAAGAGAUUAUUGAUAAAAUGAAAUAUUUAAAAAAUAAAUGUCUUAAAGACAUCUAUUCUGAGGCGCUCCUUAAUAGUGACAGCAACAAAAACGGAGAUCAGUCAAACAAAAGUAACCGUAGUAUGGUCGUUAGAAUCAUACGAUACUUGAAACCAUCACGAAACGUCAAGAUUAUAGAUAAAAAUUUGACGGAUUAUCGUUAUACAAUUCAUGACCGUAUAUCAAACAGACCCAGCGAUGUAUUAGAUGUUUCCGCCUGCUUUAGAACAUUGUUUCAAAAUAUAGUUGAUGAAAUUCAAAUUCCUUCCAAAAGACAGGAACAAUAUUUUCACCCAAUAGAUCUACAGUUAAUACAAAAAAUUGUUGGCUGCGUGAAUUCAUUAAUCACACAAAUUGACAAUGAAUUAUCUUGGUUUAAUGUCGUAUUAUCAAAGCCAAUUAAAGCACGUUUUCACACAUGUAUUUUGAUAUUACUAACACGAAUAUAUUAUCAUGUACAGAAAAAUCAUUUUGAAGCACAGUUAUCUUUAUUGAAAAAAAAUAAAGAUAGUUUGUUAAAUAAUUUUAUAAUGAAGACUGUGCAUGGUGCAACACGUGAUAGUGAAUGCGCAAAAGAUUUAGCAAAUACAUUAUUAGAAACUAUCAAAGAACAAUUCAUAACGAAAGCACAUUUAUCAGUCCAAAAUACUAUUCAGAAAAAUUAUGGUAAAUUGAAUCGUGCAUUUUUAUUAGAUCUUUGUGACCAAAAAGUAAACCGAACAACAGACAAAGUUUGGAUAAGAAAAUAUAUCGAAAAACCACGAGUAGUAAUGGAAGAAGAGUUCGAAAAUGAUUGGGAUCGAACCGAACAGGCUGUUAAUGACGAAAUUAAAGGAGAAAAAUUCUCUCAGCAACAAAUUUUAUCUGCAUUUUUUACAUUAAUUCAGGAUAUUAGUGGCAAAAUUCAACAAACAUCGUUGGGGGACGACAUCCAUUUUAUAAGUGACGCUCUUCAAAGUUUUGGUGGUGAUGCCGAACAAAAUCGUGUAAAUAAAGGUAAAUGCAUGGCAGUCAUUUUGUAUUCUUAUAUCACCGGACAACAAAUACAAGGCGCAUAUACUUAUGGUACAUUGCAAUAUCAACUCAAUAACAAAGUUAUAAAUCUAUUUAGUGAUCUUUUAAAACCAAACGGCGAAUUAAUUACAUUAACAAGAAAAUUGAAAAACAAAUUUGAUCUUCUGACUUUGGUUAACUUUCCAUUAUUUUUAAGAGAGAUUUUAAAACAUAAAGAGUCUAUUGUGAAACUAUUUGCUUCUCAACCAUGCACACUAACCGAUAUCAACCCAAAAAUCAAAGCUGAAACGUUUAAAAAAGGUCAAGGUUGUUCAGAAGACUGUGAAUGUUGUGGUCGGCCAUGUGAUGUAGAUCAUACACUAUCUGGCACACCGAUUGGAAAAAAUGAUAAUUGUCAUCGAUGUGAUAAAGGUCAUCAAUAUCGUGCAUUCAGAGGUUUUAAAUAUGAAACCAACAGCACAAAACCGGAGGAUAAAUACGAACCAUCUUUGAUAGCCUGUGAAGAUGUCGAAGAAUAUCAAAUUAUACGUCACGAUCGAAGCGGUUUCGAAGGAUCAUGGUGCGAAUUCAAAACACGAUUCCCUGCUUGGUAUUUUGGUGACAACGCAAUAGAUAAAAAAUCAGUAAGUACCGAGCAAGCACGAAGCAGAUAUGAUAAAAUAUGGCGGUUAAUUGGACCAGAUUUAUGUGCCGAAAAUAAGUGGAAAUAUGUGGUGAUCAACAGCAAACCAAAAGUGGGUAAUGCCGAUACCACUCCAAACCAUUUCUUUUUUCUUGUUGAUGGUUCCGGAAGUAUGGGUAAUGAUAGUGAAUCAUCUCGUUGGGGUUCGCUGAAAAAAUCUGUUCUCAAAUUUGUUCAAAUACGACAGAUGCAUAUUGCUGAUCGAAUAACAAUUAUUUCGUUUGCAAGCACCGCUUCUAUUACAUGUGACAAUGAGCAAAUUAAAAAUGUAAAAGAUUUGAUACGUAUCAAUGGUGGAACGAGUUUUUCAGCUGCUAUUCAAGCAUUAAAUGAAGCAUUGAAUAAAAUGAAACAAAAAGGAUCAAGUUUAAAUAAUGUUAUUGCGUUUAUGAGUGAUGGCGAAGACGCUUAUCCGCAAGCACAGCUCGAAGGGCGAAAAAAAGAACAUGGCUCAACAAUAAAACAAUGGUUUACGAUCGCAGCUACUACUGAUACGAGAAUAUUACAACACAUGAAUAAUGCAAUGAAGGGAAAACUGAUCAAUGUAGGGACAGAUCUUAAUAUUGAAGGCGGACUAAUGAAAGCAUAUGUUGAAAUAGCUAACAUAACGUAA